AUGACUGCUCGUCAACAUGUUGAAGCUGUGUUUGAAUUGAUGAAGAGGUAUCAACUAUAUGCCAAGAUUUCUAAAUGUGCUUUCGAGCUGAGAGGAUUUCUUGGCCUAGAUGGGUACUAUAUGAGGUUCAUAAAAGGGUUUGGAUCUAUUUGCAAACCUCUGCAUGAAUUGAUGAAGAAGGAUGGAUUUUUAUGGACAAAAGAAUUCAUAGCAGCUUUUGACAGACUCAAACAAGCUCUAGUCUUUGCUCCUCUUUUGGCCAUGCCUGAUUAUUCUAAAUCAUUUACAGUAGAGACCGAUGCUAGUGGGAAGGGCAUUGGAGCUGUUUUGAUGCAACAAGGUCACCCUAUAGCUUACAUUAGUGGAUCUUUGGCCCCUUAG
This is a messenger RNA of Nicotiana tabacum (common tobacco), 381 nucleotides long. The record is from RefSeq and is a predicted model, not a curated record. Lineage: Eukaryota; Viridiplantae; Streptophyta; Magnoliopsida; Solanales; Solanaceae.